Onthophagus taurus is the source of this 1236-nucleotide messenger RNA. RefSeq names its product cAMP-dependent protein kinase catalytic subunit alpha. NCBI's taxonomy places the organism in Eukaryota, Metazoa, Arthropoda, Insecta, Coleoptera, Scarabaeidae. The record is from RefSeq and is a predicted model, not a curated record. Gene Ontology annotation, cellular component: cytosol; cAMP-dependent protein kinase complex; nucleus. Gene Ontology annotation, molecular function: cAMP-dependent protein kinase activity; ATP binding. Gene Ontology annotation, biological process: protein phosphorylation.
UUAAUUCACGCCAAGAUUAACAUUUUCGCGAAAUUUCAGUUACCUAGAAACACAUAGAGAGUGCAAUUUUAGCAAUUGUUAGAAAUGCUCCUUUUGACGUAAUGUAAUCAAAAUUAUUUAAUAAAGUUAAAAAAAUGGUUGAUACGAAAUUUAUUAACCAUUGCAACGAUUUCGACGGAUUCUUAAAAAAAUCGAAAAAAGCCUUCGAGGAACGCUGGCAGAUGAAGUUCGAAUCAAACGCAAAAUUGAGCGAAUUUGAGAUUAUAAAAACCUUGGGAACUGGAUCGUUUGGAAGAGUUUCUUUGGUUCGACAUUGUUCGCAAAAACAGAAAAUAUACGCGAUGAAAAUUAUGGAAAAAGCACAUUUGGUGAAAUUAAAACAAGUCAGUCACGUGAUGUCAGAAAUACGAAUUUUAGAUGCGGUUCAAUUUGAGUUUUUGAUAAACAUGCAAUAUUUUUUCAAGGGAAAUGUUUAUAUUUAUUUAGUGAUGCCUUUUAUUAACGGCGGAGAAAUGUUCAGCCACUUAAGAAUGCAAAGGAAAUUCGAUGAAAUGUUGGCAAAGUUUUACGCGGCCCAAAUCAUUUUAGCUUUUGAAUAUUUACACAAUUUGGGAAUUAUUUAUCGUGAUUUAAAACCCGAAAAUAUUUUAAUCGAUAAAGACGGUUAUUUAAAAAUAACGGAUUACGGAUUUUGUAAGAAAAUUGAUAACAGUCGGACAUAUACUUUAUGUGGAACUCCGGAAUAUUUAGCCCCAGAAAUAAUUAUGUCUCAAGGUUACAAUAAAUCCGUUGAUUGGUGGGCAAUCGGAAUAAUAAUAUACGAAAUGUCUGCGGGGUACCCACCAUUUUACGCCAAAGAUCCUUUAAAAAUCUACGAGAAAAUCGUAUCUGGAAAAUUUGUUUGCCCACCACACUUUUCUAAACCCUUAAAAGAUCUUCUCAACGCAAUCAUUCAAGUUGACCGAUCAAAACGUUACGGAAUGCUUAAAAAUGGAGCAAGAGAUGUUAAAGCACACGAUUGGUUUAAAUCAAUCGAUUGGGACGCAAUUUUAUACAAAAAAGUUAAACCAAGUUUUAAACCUAAAGUUGUUGAUCCCGAAGAUAGCACCAAUUUUGAUCGAUACGAAGAAAUUGAGUUAAGAGAAUCGGAAAUUGAAGAAUUUCCUAAUGAAUUUGCUGAAAUUUUACUUAAAACAUAAAAUCAUUGUAAAAAAAUAAAAUUUUUAUUGGUUUCAA